AUGCUUACAGUACUCUGUUUUGACGUCCUUCCGCCAUUUUGUGCUGGAAUCUGGCCUUUUCUCAAAACUUAUCUAUUUGAUCACGCUGGUCCGUACACCGCUGUCUUAAAAAUUGCUGGGUGCGAUGUUGAGUCGAUUGUGGUUUAUAGGCUACUACUAACAGAUAACCGUAUUAUUUCGGCAAAUGUUAUCAACAGCUUGCCACUUUCAAGAAAAACUACUAAUUGUGAAUGA
Molecule: messenger RNA, 234 nt
Organism: Caenorhabditis elegans
Lineage: Eukaryota; Metazoa; Nematoda; Chromadorea; Rhabditida; Rhabditidae
Source: the annotation of a RefSeq genome assembly